Molecule: messenger RNA, 1415 nt
Organism: Caenorhabditis elegans
Lineage: Eukaryota; Metazoa; Nematoda; Chromadorea; Rhabditida; Rhabditidae
Gene: mog-3
Product: Pre-mRNA-splicing factor CWC25 homolog
Exons: 7
Coding region: 1-1356 (451 amino acids)
Cellular component (GO): nucleus
Source: RefSeq, marked reviewed
AUGAGCAAAGAUGUAUCAAUCGGGUGGAUGUAUGAAGGCGCUAAAGGAAAUGUACACCGAGAAGACUAUUUACUCGGAAAGAAAGUUGACAAGAACUUUGAAAAGUAUUCCGAUGUGGUGAAUGCGCAGAAAGCAGAAGCAAUCGAUUCGAUUGUUGGGACAAGGGCUGUCUUCAAUUCCGGACAAUCAACGGGUUUAAAAACUUCUUCACUUCAGAAAGAUAUUAUCAAAUCCGAAGAUCCAUUUGUCGCCGUCAAGGUUCGAGAAGAAACAAAACGUCGGGAAAUCAUGGAUAAUCCUCUCACAAAAAUGCGACUUCAAGCCGCGCUGAAAAGUAUGAUGACCUCAAAAGCAGAGAAAAGUAAAGAGAAAAAGAGUAAAAAAGACAAAAAGAAGAAAAAAAAGAAGCGAUCGUCGAGUUCCAGUGAUGAAAGCAGUGAUGAACGGGUAGAAAGAAAAAGAAGACGCUCGCCAUCGCCGAAACGAAGAAGAAGACCCAGCGAGAAGCCCAGAAAGCGUUCUAGAUCGCCCAGAAGAGAAAGACCAAGAUCUCCAAAGCGAUCCCGUGAAGAGUCCAGAAAAUUGUCCCGGAAACCUUCCAGUUCUCGAUCGAAAUCUCCAAGACGAUCCCGAGAGGAUCCCAGAAAAGUUGCCAGAAAGCCAUCCAGAUCUCGAUCAAGAUCCGCAGAGCGACUCCGCCGGAAAUCCAGGUCUCCGAGGCGAUCCAGAGAGGAACCAAGAAAAAUGUCCAGAUCCCGCUCCAGAUCUGCCGACAAAGCGAGCUCUUCAAGACAGUUUGAUUCUCACAUUCCACGUCACCUGCAGCAGCAACGAAGUCGUCAUGAUUCGAGCUCAGGCUCAGAAUCUGAGCACGAAACUCGGAGCAGUCACCGCCGCCGGAAUAGUGAUGAUGACGAGCGACAGGAUCCGAGAAAGAAGUCAUAUGGCUUGGUUGAGAUGCGAAAGCGAACAGCCGAGGAACGUGAAGAAGAGUCACGGGCGCCCACCAAGGAGUACAAGCUUGUCAAGAUUCCCACAGGACGUGGUACCGGCAAUACGCCAAGAGAGCCGCGACGAGCAUUGAGUGAAGCAGAGAAGGCGGCUCGGCUCGCCGAAAUGCAGCAGGACAACGUGAAAUGGAGGGACGAGAUUCGCGAGAGAAAUGUCACAAAAGGACGGAAAGAGGAUGAUGAGGAGAAGGAAGAGGCGGAUAAAAAUGGAUAUGCUCCAUCUUUUAUUAGAUCUCAAAUGCGCGAAGCCUGUGACGAUAUGACAGUGGAGAAGCGUCUACAAAGUAAUAAACGCGGUGUUCAACGAGCACACGGGUAUAUGGAUCGGAGUUUUGCGAAGAAAUGAGCAAAAAUUGUUAUUUUUAAACUCCCAUGUUUUGUUGAUUAUAAAAUAUUGAUUUUCUU